This is a messenger RNA of Ctenocephalides felis (cat flea), 1078 nucleotides long. RefSeq names its product gamma-glutamyl hydrolase-like. Lineage: Eukaryota; Metazoa; Arthropoda; Insecta; Siphonaptera; Pulicidae. Gene Ontology annotation, cellular component: vacuole. The transcript has 7 exons. The record is from RefSeq and is a predicted model, not a curated record. Bases 8 to 1078 code for a protein of 356 amino acids. Gene Ontology annotation, biological process: tetrahydrofolylpolyglutamate metabolic process. Gene Ontology annotation, molecular function: gamma-glutamyl-peptidase activity.
UAUCAUAAUGUUGCUACUGUAUACUUUUUCAAUAUUUCUGGCCUCUUGUGCCUUCGCCGCGGUACCUAUUGUUGAAGAGGUCAAUGAGACCCCCGUCGUGGGCAUCCUGACCCAGGAAAUUGCUUAUAGCCUGAACCAGCAAUAUCCUGACCAGUUCAAGAGCUACAUUGCGGCGUCCUAUGUUAAAUUUGUCGAAGGAGGUGGUGCUAGAGUUGUUCCGAUAUGGAUCGACAAAGACAGAGACUACUACAAAGAUAUAAUGAACAAAGUCAGCGGAGUUCUGUUUCCUGGUGGCGCAACCUGGUUUAAUCAAUCCGAUGGAUACGCAGAUGCUGGACGACAUAUUUUUGAUAUUGCAAAGGAAAUGAACGACAAUGGGCAGUAUAUGCCUUUGUGGGGCACUUGUCUUGGUUUUGAACUGCUUCUAUAUUUAGAUUCGAAUGGAGAAAAUAGAGCUCAUUGCAGUUCCAGUAAGCAGCCGUUGCCUUUAGAAUUUAAACAAGGUUAUGGUCAAAGUAGAAUGUUUAGCCGUGCUCCGAUGCAUAUUAUGCAAAGUUUGGCAAAUGAACCAAUAACUGCAAAUUUUCAUCAGUAUUGUGUUACCGAACAGAAUCUGACAAAGUUUGAGAUCGACCAUGAUUGGAAUGUUUUAUCAGUGAAUAAGGAUUGGAAUGGUCUUGAAUUUAUUAGUUCUAUUGAAUCUGUAAGGUAUCCAUUCUACGGCGUCCAAUUCCAUCCAGAGAAGAACAUUUACGAGUGGGUCCCCAACAGGAAUAUCUCUCACACCUUACACGCAGUUCAGGCUGCUCAGUAUUUCGCUGAAUUUUUUGUUAACGAGGCCAGAAAGAGUCCAAAUAAAUUUGAUGAAAAAGAAUUGGACAACGAGAUAAUAUACAACUAUCAUACGACCUUCACAGGAUUGAAAGGAUCAUCAUUCGAAGAAUGCUAUAUGUUUGCUGAUCCACCUCUGAAGAAGACAAAUCAGGCUGCUGAAAGGAGCGCGCCCAAAGUAUCAUGUCAAUAUGAAAUUACGGAAUCGGAUACUACAGAGCAGAUUAAAUGCAAUGAUGCAUUUUAA